Molecule: messenger RNA, 1110 nt
Organism: Protomyces lactucae-debilis
Lineage: Eukaryota; Fungi; Ascomycota; Taphrinomycetes; Taphrinales; Protomycetaceae
Exons: 1
Coding region: 1-1110 (369 amino acids)
Source: RefSeq, a predicted model, not a curated record
AUGGUGUCCGCCCUGGGCUACCGCCUCGCCAUGACAGCGUUCCUGCUGGUCAUUCUGUUCAGUCUCUUCCACCUGAGAACUCGCCAGCAAGGAAAUGUUAUCGGAGACAUACAGGAAAGCACAGGAACAAGCGGUCUUCUCCGCAAUGCAGUAUCAGGUUUGACGUCUUCGCCUAGGAAGAAGCCAGGAACAGACUGCCUAGCAAUGAUGAGGCAAAAGUACGGCUUGAACAGGUUCACGCGCGUAGCGUGGCAGGACGAUACGCGAAACGUCAACUUCCCCGAAGGAUUCCCGGUCGCAGAUGCGCAUCAGUGUAUGCCAACCUUGUCAACGAAGAAGGUCGCUGUCCUUGUUGAGAUGCGUCCGCAACCAAACUGGGUCUACCAUGUCAUCCACUUCAUCCAUACGCUCGAUGAUGAUUGGCCGUUUGUCAUCUACCACUCGAGGCACAAUGAGUUGCUGUUGCGCGACGACCCAGCAUUACAGCCUCAUAUACUCUCUGGCAAAGUACAACUGCAUCGAUUGAACACUGUUUUCCCGACAUCAGAAUCCAUCUCACAGCUCUUGACGCAUGCACCUCUGUACGAAGCAUUGGCGCCUGCUGAUCACAUUCUCCUUUACCAGAUCGAUUCGACCCUCUGUGCAGCAUCGCCUUUGAAAGUCGAAGACUUCUUCAAGUACGAUUUCGUCGGAGCACCCAUCACGCACAAUGAUGAUGAGACCCCGAUCUUCAACGGUGGCUUCACUGUUCGCAAUCGGAAUGCCAUGCUGCAUGUCAUCAAGAACGAGCGACCUUUCGACCAUCCCGACAACGAAGAGAAGUACGAGGAUAGAUGGUACAGUAUGACAAUGGCCAAGUCGAAUCACUCAUACAAGCUACCGACUGCGAAAGAAGCUGAGCCUUUUGCCGUUGAGUCGCGCUUUCAUCCAUUGCCGGUUGGUGUUCAUCGGCCAAGAGUCUAUCUGCCACAAUUUGCGGGCGCAGAGAGGGUGGAAGAGCUUUUGCGCAAUUGUCCGGAAGGCGACCGUAUGCCCGACAAAAGUGGUGGCCAUUUUGACCCUUGCCUCAAUGAUCCCAACAGCAAGGAUUGCGUCAAGAGCUCAAAGUGA